UUAAGGUAAUUUUCGAGUUUUACAUGAAUCUCAUCCUAUUUGACUUUGUUUCUUUUCAAUCACUUUUUGGAAAAGUUUGUGAAUCUUUAUAUUGAGAGAUUUGGUAAUUAGUGUGACAGCACUCUACAGAUCGAAUUAAUUUAGUAUAAAGUGAUAUGACAUCCAUAUGUUGCCAUUCUAUAAUAAUUACAAAUAUGCUAUUGUCUAAAACUAUCUUUCAGAGUAUGGCAUGGGAAGUGAAUUCUCAACAUUCGGCGAUAUGUAUAGCUAUGGAAUACUCUUACUGGAGAUUUUUACGGGUAAAAGUCCCACCAAUGAUAGCUUCAUUGAUGGUCUAAAUCUUCAUGAGUAUGCUAAAAUGUCCCUACCUGAUAGAGUCAUGGAGAUUGCUGAUCCAACAAUGCUAUACAGAAAGGAGGACAGUUCAAGUAAGAGUUCUCAAAUAAGCCAUGAUAAAGUUGUUGAAAUACUCCUUUCAGUGUUUGGGAUUGGUAUUGCUUGUUCAGUGGAUUCACCAAGAGAAAGGAUGGAUGCUUGCACAGUAAUGAAUAAACUGGGCGCAAUCAAAGCCAACCUUCUAAGACUAAGAGCAAGCUAAGGCAACAAUGAGA
Molecule: messenger RNA, 611 nt
Organism: Ipomoea triloba (trilobed morning glory)
Lineage: Eukaryota; Viridiplantae; Streptophyta; Magnoliopsida; Solanales; Convolvulaceae
Product: putative receptor-like protein kinase At3g47110
Exons: 1
Coding region: 230-598 (122 amino acids)
Source: RefSeq, a predicted model, not a curated record